AUGCCGGUGAUGAAAGGCUUGCUGGCGCCGCAGAACACCUUCCUGGACAACAUAGCCAACAGGUUCGAUGGGACACAUAGCAACUUCCUGCUGGCCAACGCUCAGGUGCAUCGCGGCUUCCCCAUCGUCUACUGCUCUGACGGAUUCUGUGACCUUACUGGCUUCGCCCGGACAGAAGUCAUGCAAAAGAACUGCAGCUGCCGCUUCCUCUACGGCAGCGAGACCUGCGAAGCCGUCCUGCAGCGAAUCGAGAAAGUGCUGGAGGGGAAGCAGGAGUACCAGGCCGAAGUCUGCUUUUACAAGAAGAGUGGAACAGCCUUCUGGUGCCUGCUGGACAUCGUACCUAUCAAGAACGAGAAAGGCGAGGUGGUCCUUUUUCUCUUCUCCUUCAAGGACAUCACCGAGAGCCAUGGAAAGAGCCAGUCGAGCGAAAAGAAGGAGGAAAAGCACCGCUGUAAGAAGGCAGGGAGCUCCCAUCUGCGGGCAGCCAGGAGACAAGGCCGCACAGCCUUGCACCACAUCGCCAGCCAAUUCACCAAGAAGGAACGGACAGAGAUGAAGAUCAACAGCAACGUCUUUGAGAACAAGCCCUCCGUGCCAGAGUACAAAGUAGCCUCGGUGCAGAAAUCACGCUUCAUCCUCCUCCACUACAGCAUCUUCAAGGCCCUGUGGGACUGGCUCAUCCUCCUGGCCACUUUCUACGUGGCCGUGACUGUUCCGUACAACGUCUGCUUCACUGACACGGAGGAUAGCUUGGCGGCCGCCCGCAGCACCAUCGUCAGCGACAUUGUUGUCGAGAUGCUCUUCAUUGUUGACAUUAUUCUGAACUUUCGCACCACGUACGUCAGCCAGUCGGGCCAGGUGGUCUAUGACACCCGUUCGAUCUGCCUCCACUAUGUGGCGACUUGGUUCUUUGUGGACUUGAUUGCAGCCUUGCCCUUUGACCUCCUCUAUGCCUUCAACGUCCCUGUGACCUAUCUGGUGCACCUGCUGAAGACAGUGCGCCUUCUGCGCCUGCUCCGUCUCCUCCAAAAGUUGGACCGCUACUCUCAGUACAGUGCUAUGGUCCUGACUUUGCUCAUGUCCAUGUUCGCCCUCCUGGCCCAUUGGAUGGCUUGCAUCUGGUAUGUCAUCGGCCGGCAGGAGAGCAACGAUCCAGUGACCUGGGACAUUGGCUGGCUCCACGAACUGGGCAAGCGGAUCGAGGCCCCCUACAUCAACAGCUCUGUGGGAGGACCCUCCAUCCGCAGCGCCUACAUCGCUUCCCUCUACUUCACCCUCAGCAGCCUGACCAGCGUGGGCUUUGGCAACGUGUGUGCCAACACAGACGCCGAGAAAAUCUUCUCCAUCUGCACCAUGCUCAUUGGCGCUUUGAUGCAUGCCGUGGUCUUUGGCAACGUGACAGCUAUCAUCCAGCGCAUGUACUCACGCCGCUCCCUCUAUCAUACCCGCAUGAAGGAUCUCAAGGACUUCAUCCGCGUCCACCGCCUGCCCCAGCAGCUCAAGCAGCGCAUGCUGGAGUACUUUCAGACCACAUGGUCUGUCAACAACGGCAUUGAUGCCAAUGAGCUCCUGCGGGACUUCCCAGAUGAACUACGAGCAGACAUUGCCAUGCACUUGAACAAGGACAUUUUGCAGCUGCCGCUCUUUGAGAGCGCCAGCCGCGGCUGCCUCCGCGCCCUUUCCCUGCACAUCAAGACAUCCUUCUGCGCCCCCGGGGAAUAUCUCCUCCGCCAGGGAGACGCCCUGCAAGCAAAUUACUUUGUCUGCUCAGGCUCCCUUGAAGUCCUCAAGGACAACAUUGUACUGGCCAUUUUAGGUAAAGGGGACCUCAUUGGGGCUGACCUGCCCAAUAAAGACCAAGUAAUCAAGACCAAUGCAGACGUCAAGGCACUGACCUACUGCGACCUCCAGUACAUCAGCCUGCGCGGGCUCUUUGAAGUGCUGGAGCUGUACCCCGAAUAUUCCGCCAAGUUCAUGGCCGACAUCCACCAGGACCUCACCUUCAACUUGCGGGAGGGCAGCGAGAUUGAGGGACUUCUCCGAUUCUCCAGGUCCCCACGUUUAUCCCAGCCUCACCUUGAAAGUGGUGCUGCCCCCGAGAAGCCCCUGCCCUCCAUCCAGGAGUAUGGCGAGGACUCUGAGGACUUCUUCCAGCCCUCGCCAGCCACCAUCACCCGCCGCAAACUCCUCUUGCCCAACCUCAACAGCCCCGUGAGGCGCGGCUCCUUCAGCAGCCUGCUAGGAGAUGACCUGCGCCAGUUCUCCGCCCUGCGGCGAAAUUGUCGCUCCCCAGCCCACUGCAACCGAGGCCGUAGCCCCUCUCCCCAGUGUCGCCGGGAGGUGCAUCUCUUUGAUGAGGGCAGCAAUGGCCGGAAACCUGGCAAGCUCCUCAUUCCCUCCCUCAUGAACUAUGGAACGCCAAACCUCAGCCCCAGAGUCGUGGAUGGAAUUGAAGAUGAUGGUGGCGCAUCAGAGACACAAACCUUUAGUUUCAAUGUGGAUCAGCCCACGCAGAGCUCGGCGCAGGAGCCUCCAGUGUCAGGGACGGAGCAAACCAACCCUGUCUCAACUGCAGAAGCUGACGAGGUAAAGCAGAACAUCCGAAGGCUGAAUCAAGAGAUCAACAACCUGAACCGGGAAGUCUCCCAACUCAGUCGAGAGCUGCAGCAUCUGAUGAGCCUCCUUCAGAGUCAGCUUGCCAUCCAGCCUUCCUACGCCCCUGCCGCGAGCUGCCCCCACAACUGUGGCCAGACCUCGCCUUCCCCGCCUCCCACCAGCAGGCUGCCUUCGUCCCAGAGCAUGCCGCCCCUCGGCCCCCCGGCCUCCUCGAGCGCAGACUUUUCAGCCUUCACCAACUCCCUGCCGCCUUCUGCCUCGUGCAUAGAGCACUUGGGACCCGGGGAGCAGAGGGGUUCCACUUCCUGUGGCCCCACAAGCCCCACAUACCAAUACCACUCCCUAUGGGCGGACACGGGACACGGAAGCCACCACUGUGGCCAGGCAGCCAAGGGGACUUCUUCCCGGUCGAGCUCGCCCACGCCGUGCCCCCUUAGUUCUCUCUCCCCAAGGAACUCUUUCUCCACUUGUUCGGGGCAGGGCUGCCCGCCACCAGCACGCUUCCACUUCCGGUCAAGCUCAGAGACCUUUCACUGA
Molecule: messenger RNA, 3156 nt
Organism: Zootoca vivipara (common lizard)
Lineage: Eukaryota; Metazoa; Chordata; Lepidosauria; Squamata; Lacertidae
Gene: KCNH4
Product: potassium voltage-gated channel subfamily H member 4
Biological process (GO): potassium ion transmembrane transport; regulation of membrane potential
Cellular component (GO): plasma membrane
Molecular function (GO): voltage-gated potassium channel activity
Source: RefSeq, a predicted model, not a curated record